UCUUAACAGACUCAUCUCUGCCUGGAGAGAGCAAGAGGGAGUGAGAGAAAAACAAGCAGGGAAAGAGGGCUUUCACAGAAAGGGAACAGACGGUUCUUCAGACCCCAGAAGACUGGAAGGACUUCUUUGGCUUUAGUUCCCUGGAUCUGGAUUACGUGUUUUCUGAUAUCAUGAAAGGCUAUUUUUCUAUUGAGUGGCUCUCUCAGAGCAGUCAGGAAACCAGCGACACAGGGCCCAGGGCCCCUGUAGACCUCCAGCUCUCUGCGGGGCCCCAGAAUGGGCCCUACGGCUCCAGCACCCAGCCAGAAAGCCUCCCCGGGUUCUACAGCAGCCAUGGGCGAGGAAGCACGCAGCUCCAGGAGGGGCCCCCACACAGACACAUCCACGGCUCCCCUUUUGCCACACACCAAGGGCCCAGCGCAGAGAGUCUCCUCAGUCUGCACUCCAACACUCAAGUGGCAGAGACAGGCUUAAGCAGCAGCGUGGAGGAAGAAGAGACGUCGGGGUAUGAGAGCGAGGGGGAGCGCUCCCUCUCCCCCGCGGCUCCGCAAGACACCCUGACGACGUCCCCGGAUACGUCCCCCUCGACCGGACGACGGCCCCGCACUGCCUUCACCGCCGAGCAGAUCAGCCGGCUGGAAAAGGCCUUCAAACGCAACGCGUACCUGGGCACACACGACAAGGCCGAGCUGUGCAAGCAGCUCAGUCUGUCCGACAAGCAGAUCAGGAACUGGUUCCAGAACCGGCGCAUGAAGCUGAAAAGGACCCUCCAGGACGCCCUGGCCCAGGCCUGCCAGGCGAACACCACCUCGCAGCUGAUGCAGUAUCCAGAGGCCCAGCCUUUUUGGCCUGGCUACUUCUCUGUGCACGAGAGCUCCGCCCCCUAUCUGAGCCCCGCCAGCGUGCGCUACACUCCUCAGGCCGCGGUGGGCUCGAGUCCCGCCAUGUGCCUGGACUCGCUGUACCAGUGCGCCAGCAUGCCCGGCCUAGUCAUGCCUGCUGCCAGCACCCCACUCCUGUCGCAGUACCACCCUUACCGUCAUCCCUACUAGAACCACACUGAAACCUGGGGACACCAUAGCGUGCAGCCUACUCCACGCUCGCUCCGUCUGGCUGCACAGUCCCAUACCCAUUACACAAGUCAACGUUUCAUUAAAAACCUACUUGCUCAUCUGUUAAAUCUAAUGUGCUUGAUGUGUGCUGUUCCCAUGUAAACAAUGGAAACAGUCUAGCAGUGGAAAAAAGCUCUGGUAU
Molecule: messenger RNA, 1254 nt
Organism: Anguilla rostrata (American eel)
Lineage: Eukaryota; Metazoa; Chordata; Actinopteri; Anguilliformes; Anguillidae
Gene: ved
Product: ventrally expressed dharma/bozozok antagonist
Exons: 3
Coding region: 171-1052 (293 amino acids)
Biological process (GO): neuron projection morphogenesis; central nervous system development; spinal cord motor neuron cell fate specification
Cellular component (GO): nucleus
Molecular function (GO): sequence-specific double-stranded DNA binding
Source: RefSeq, a predicted model, not a curated record